Molecule: messenger RNA, 2300 nt
Organism: Lytechinus variegatus (green sea urchin)
Lineage: Eukaryota; Metazoa; Echinodermata; Echinoidea; Temnopleuroida; Toxopneustidae
Product: ileal sodium/bile acid cotransporter-like
Exons: 6
Coding region: 464-1645 (393 amino acids)
Biological process (GO): bile acid and bile salt transport
Cellular component (GO): membrane
Molecular function (GO): bile acid:sodium symporter activity
Source: RefSeq, a predicted model, not a curated record
GAUUAUUAUAUAAAUGUGGAUGUUAUCCAAGAAUUAUUGCCUGUUAUCAACAUCUCUAAUUUGGAGGUAGGCCUAGGGGAAAAAACUAAUUAUCAUGAAUUCAUGAUUGUUGAAUUCAUUUGUAUGAAUUUAUGUGCAAGAUUGCAACAUCAGCGAGCAAAUGGCAUACUUGUCUAGGAGCAUGAGAAUGUUUUUAUUAUUUUUCCCCAUCAAAGAUACAAUAACAACUGCUUCACCCACGGUGCGGAGCCCCGACGCGAUCGAUCGCGAAGCGAGGGCCUACAUCGGCCUACAUCCAUGGACGUACCCCGCCGGGGCGGCGCGGGUACCCGGGUGUAGUCGGAGAAUGCUGCUAUCUCUGAUUAAACCCAUGAAUUCUGCAACCUGGACAUCUCUGAAAAUCUGAUGAAAAUCACAAGUUAGUACAACUACAAGUUAGUACAACUACAAGUGGUUAAUAUCUAUGGCUAUUGAACUCACCACGAAAGCCAUAGAGGCGAUGUCUUCUACCAUAGGGCUCCCAGGACCGUCAGAUGUUACGGGUCACUACAAGGUCAACGGGAGCCAUGGGAUGAACAUCACAUUGAAUAACAGUAGCAGUAACGAGACAAACAGUGGCAGGAAUAUCGAAUCUCUAAAGCUUGCCAACCAGUAUGUGUUGAUGGUUACUCUCGGACUCACCAUGGUCGGGAUGGGAGCUGCCAUCGAGUUAAAAGACUUCAAAAUAGUUCUUCGUCGACCUGUUGGGGUUGGUAUAGGGUUCGUCUGUCAGGUUAUACUGAUGCCUCUGAUAGGAUUCAUCCUGGCGAUUGUGCUUCGGAUGGAGCCACCCCAUGCUCUGGGUAUACUCAUUGCAGCUUCGAGUCCUGGAGGAACAACCUCAAACCUCUUCACCUACUGGACAGAUGGUGACGUUUGCCUCAGCGUGGUGAUGACAACGAUAUCAACGGUAAUAACGCUAGGCUCGAUGCCGCUCAACCUCUUUAUCUAUGGACGACGGUGGACGGACAGAGGGGCCGUUAUACCGUACAAGGACAUCAUUAUCGCACUGGUAUCGUUCAUCGGUCCCGUGGGUCUCGGUAUGCUGAUCAGAUGGAAGUCAAGAAAGUGGGGGAUCUUUAUCGGCAAGCCUCUCGGCAUAGUCGGCAUGCUUGGUAUCCUCACCAGUAUCAUCCUCACAGUCUUCAUCAACCCGAACAUCUGGGCAUCCACCUGGAAGCUUUACGUUGCCUCGCUCCUCCACAUGUGGAUCGGCUGGUCUCUGGGCUACACCCUCGCCAGGCUCCUCUGCCAACCCCACAAGCAGUCCCGUACCAUCGCCUUUGAGACCGGACUACAGCAGAUAGGGAUCGCGAUGACGCUGAUCUCGUUCUCCUACAAGGACGACACGGACCUGUUCCUGGGGGUCAUAGUCUACCCGAUGUUCUUUGGACCGUUCAGCAUCCUUAGUUUCAGCUCCUGGACGUUGGCCUACAAGAUAUACAGACAUUACAAACCUGAACUGGAGGGUGAUGUCAAGGAUGAUGCCAAGGAUGACCAGAGAGGAGGCGACAAGGAAGUUGAGCUCCAAGAUCAUGAUAAUGAUGAACAAGGGAUUCAACCAAGGGAUGCUGAAGAAAACGCCACCAAGGAACCUUUCAUAUGAUAAAAUCAUUUGAAUACUAACAGGUAUUAACACAUUUUCUAACAUAUUUUUUUCAAUGUGUCUUCUCGAGUCCUUGGCCAAUAUUCAAGUUUAAAAUCUGCUCUAGAGUUAUUAUUUAAAGGCAUACGCUCCCAGGAUUCAAGAAGGCGCUGUUGGACGGUUUUUCUACGGGCUGUGCUCAAAGGUCUUCGACUUAAUUUGCAUGCUACUGUCCAUCAUUAUCCAGUCACACAACACAUACAUAGUACACAUACACUGCAGGGCUUAUGUAUACAUCGGUGCUGGCCUAAAUGUCCACUCAGGUCACUUCACGCAGUAGGGUCUAUUAGAUGCAAUGUUAAUUGUUACCUGAGAGACACAUUUUUUUUCUGUCUAAUUGAUGUACAUACUCAACACAAAACAGGUCACGAUGACCCAGCCAGGGUUCAGCUUUAUGACUAGGGACCAUAAUAUUCAUCUGUCGUCCAGAAUUUUGCCAGUUUCUGAUUGCGCCUCUGUGCAAAAUUAUCAGUCAGUGAUAUCUGUAUUCCGAGUUUGUCAAACAUAAGCUGCACAAGUUUUGUGUAAUUGUAUGUGGUAAGUGCCACGCACGGUAACAAUAAACAGUGCAAUUACUUUGCCAGUAUUCAAGUACAAGCACAAUACUGAAAAUUUC